AUGAUUAUUAUAGAUUUUUUGUAUAUUCUAGGAAUUUGUUGUGCAACAGUUGCUGAGUGUUUAUUUAAGUUGUAAACUGACUAUGAGUUGUAUACUAUGUUUUCAUCGUUGCCAAUAUUGAGUAUAUGGUGUCUUUUGAGAAUAAAAAAUAGACGGAUAAAGAAUAAUCAAAUAUAUAUGCUUGUACUACUUCUAAUAGCCAAUACGUUAAGAACUGUUGCAAAUACACAUAUAAGCGAAAUGUAUUAUCCAUUAUUCUCAAAAGGUUGCUUUAUAUAAUUCCACUCUAAAAUCAUUAACAUCCUAAAAAGGUGUUUUUAUGUCUACCUUUUGUUGGAGUUGUUGCAAGUGUUAAGUUAGAGUUUAAUUAUGAUCAUACUUUAAUUGCAUACUGCUUUGUUUUAUUAGUAUGGUUAUCGAAUAGUAGUACAAUAGAGAAAAUGACAAAGAUUUCAAAGAAUCGAAGUUAUUCAAAAACGUGGAACAAUCCAUCGGAUAGUUUGAUUAUAAGUCAUAAUGAACAAUAUCAUUUAAUUGUUAAUCAUUAAGGAAAAAUGAUAUCAAGUAAUGAAGAUAUGAAAAAAUUAUUGGGUUCUGAUGAUCCAAUAAUAAUUUAAUAGAUAAUUAAUGAAAUAAUUAUUAAAAAAGUAGAUAAAUAGAUUAAAGAAAGAAAAAUGUUGAAUUUAUUAUAAAUGAUCAAUUGUCAAUAACCAAAAUGUAAAAUCUUGGAUUGUUCUACUUCUUUUGGUGAUCAUUAUAUGAUAGAAUUAAUUAAUUAUAAUGAUAAUGUUGGUAUGAUAUUUAUUGAUCUUUAUGAAUGCAGAGAAUAUUGGGAACGUAAAAUAACUAAAUAAUUAAUGAGUUAAUUAUUUAGAAGUUUUAGUCAUGAAUUCAGUACAUCACUUAAUUGUAUAAGAAUACUUGCUGAAAGUGCAGUAGAAGAUAUUGAUGAUGAUUAUGUUGUCAACAAUAUUCUUUAACCAAUUUUAAAUAGUUGUUAUAUUUUAAAUUCUAUAGUAUAAGAUGUUAGAGAUUUCAGUUUGAUUCUCUCUAAGAAUUUCAUUUUCACUAUACAAAUUCAAAAUAUUUAUCUACUUAUAAAUGAAGUAGCUGAUUUAUAUAGAUAAUAAUUAAGUAUGAAAGGAGUUGAAUUAAAUAUCAAAAUGAAUGAAAUAUAUAUUCAUACUGAUGGUUAACGUUUUAAAUAAGUAUUAAAUAAUCUAUUAUCUAAUGCUUAAAAAUUUACAUUCAAUGGAAAUAUAACUAUUACACUUAUAGAAUAGAUAGUAAGAGAUCAAGUAUUUGUUAAAGUAAGUGUCUCAGAUACAGGUUCAGGAAUGAAUAUAGAAACAUAAUCUAAACUUAAAGAAUUCCUUAUUUAACCACAUAAAAGAUAAUCUAAUUUUAAUUAUGGAUUAGGUUUGAUGAUAAGUAAUAGUAUAUGUAAUGGAUUAUCACCAAAUUAUGAAUCUGGAAUCCAUUUUGAAUCACAUAAUCAAAAUGGUUCAGUUUUCUGGUUUUAUUUGGAAGAUCUUAAAAUGCUUGAAACUCCUGACUUAAUUAGCAAAAGAACAAUUAAAUAUAAUAAGAUUAUUAGUUCUGGUAGAAGUGUAUUAGAAUAGAGUUUUCUUAUUAGUCCAAGUGAUAAGAAGAGAUAAUCUUCUUUCACCUUCUCUCUCAAAGGUAAACAAAAAUUAAUUGAUAAAAAUUCUGAAAGUAAACUAUUAAAUUUAUAUCUUAGAUUUCUCAGAACCAGAUGAAAAUAUUUGUGCUCCAUAUAUUUUUAGAGAAACAAAAAAACCUAAAAAAUGUAAACAUUCACCUAAAGAUCAUACAACAAUUGAAGUAAAUGAAGAUAGAGUUAAGAUAUUAAUAGUUGAUGAUGAAUUUGUUAAUAUCUAUGCACUUACAACUAUGUUUUCCAGAUUAAACAUUAAAUGUGAUUAAGCACACAAUGGUAAAGAAGGAUUAGAUAAAUUCAAAUAACAUUAUUAUUAAGUUAUUCUAAUGGAUAUUGAAAUGCCAAUUAUGAAUGGCAUAUAAGCAACAUCAUUAAUUAUAGAGUAUUGUAGUUCAGUAGAUUUGGAUCCUCCCAUCAUUAUAGCUUAGACAGCCUAUACUGACAUGUAAACUAAAUAAAUGUGUAAAGAAGCAGGAAUGGACUAUUUCUUAUAGAAACCUAUUAGCACAAAUGAAAUUAAAUAAAUUUUAUAAACCAUUAAGUUGUCAUAAUGA
Molecule: messenger RNA, 2235 nt
Organism: Paramecium pentaurelia
Lineage: Eukaryota; Ciliophora; Oligohymenophorea; Peniculida; Parameciidae
Source: the annotation of a GenBank genome assembly